UUCAAGAAGUGCGACCCGCAGAUUACAGAUGUCAAGGCUCCGAAGCGAAUCAAUCCAUGGCAACCAUGAAAUUCCAGAAGAGGAUGAAACUGGAAUAUUUCCACCUCCUUCUAGGGGAGGACUGGAGGACAGAGAUGUACUUGGAAGUUUGACAAGAAGACGGAACAUACUGGAUGGGUUGCAGGGGGUGAAUUACAGGGCCCCUGGAGACUAUUUCACAGAUUCAGAAAGGCAAGGGGAUAUUAUGGCACAAUCCAUGAGGAGGCAAAGUCUCAGGGGUUCAAAACUAAGCCUCAGAGAUGGACUCUACGGGAACUUUGACUCGGCCAGUAGCUCGCGGAUGAGUGCUGCCAACAGCUCUCCAGAUGAAUAUAUAGUGUUCAAAGAUGAAAGUGAGGAAGGUAGUUUAGAGCGGAAAACCAGAAUUCCUCAAAAGUUUAUCCCCAAUUCUCAUGAAGACAUCCAAAUCUUGAAUCUUCAGGGUUUCAUGGAUCCUAAUGCUUACAUGGAACAAUGCAGGUGGCACCAGCAAACGAAAAAACAAAAAGAGAGAAAGGGUAAAAAAUCAAGUGAAGAUGGUAAACUUGACAACGCCAAAGAGGUCAACAAAUCCAGUCAAAAGCCACGCAGGAAACGAUCCCAUCGCACUUCAAAAAAUCAGCUAAGUGAUGAUGAGGGAGAAAUGGUGUUGAAAGACAUUGAUGAGCUUGAUAAUAAGGUUGCAGGUCUGGUAUUGGGGCCAAAACAUAUAAACGAAUCACCAGGAAGGCCAAUAACUUUUGAGGAAGCGAGUGAUUUGAAAAACACUGUUGAUGGGUAGUCCUGCUCAGUCAUUGCCAAAUGAAUGGAAGAUACAAAACUUCAAACAGAAUCCAAAU
Molecule: messenger RNA, 878 nt
Organism: Macrobrachium nipponense
Lineage: Eukaryota; Metazoa; Arthropoda; Malacostraca; Decapoda; Palaemonidae
Exons: 1
Coding region: 29-820 (263 amino acids)
Source: RefSeq, a predicted model, not a curated record